Pelmatolapia mariae (spotted tilapia) is the source of this 2582-nucleotide messenger RNA. RefSeq names its product exocyst complex component 7 (gene exoc7). Gene Ontology annotation, cellular component: exocyst. Gene Ontology annotation, biological process: exocytosis. The transcript has 21 exons. NCBI's taxonomy places the organism in Eukaryota, Metazoa, Chordata, Actinopteri, Cichliformes, Cichlidae. The record is from RefSeq and is a predicted model, not a curated record. The coding region runs from base 124 to 2355 and encodes 743 amino acids. Gene Ontology annotation, molecular function: phosphatidylinositol-4,5-bisphosphate binding.
CGCUUUUAGCUAUCCAUGACAGCGGCUCAGGGGUGUCGUUGUUGUUGUUUUUAUUAUCUAAAUCGGUAACUUAGUCGCGUUUUAGCCGCCGAGGAGACUCCUUUGCUUUAAAUUUCCUCCAGGAUGAUUCCUACGGAGGAUGCGUCCGCCAGGAAGCGGGAGAUCGAGGAGAAACUGAAGCAGGAGCAGGAGACGCUGUCGUUCAUCCGGGAGAACCUGGAAAAGAGCGAUCAGCUGACCAAAAACAUGGUCUCCAUUCUGUCUUCAUUCGAGAGCCGCCUGAUGCAGCUGGAGAACUCCAUCAUCCCGGUUCACAAGCAGACAGAAAACCUGCAACGGCUGCAGGAGAACGUGGACAAAACUCUGUCCUGCAUGGAUCACGUCAUCAGCUACUACCAUGUGGCCAAAGACACGGACAGGAUCAUCAGAGAGGGACCUACGGGCAGACUGGACGAGUAUCUUGCUUGCAUUGCAAGAAUUCAGAAAGCUGUCGAAUACUUUCAAGACAACAACCCAGACAGCCCUGAGCUCAACACAGUGAAAGCACGCUUUGAGAAGGGGAAGGAGCUGCUAGAGGGCGAAUUCCGCAGCCUCCUGACCCGCUACAGCAAACCCGUUCCCCCCAUCCUCAUCCUGGACGCCAUAAGUGUGGAUGAGGAGCUGGAGGUCCAGGAGGAGGUGGUGCUGGAACACCUGCCCGAGGCCGUGCUCCAGGACAUCAUCUGCAUCGCCGGCUGGCUGGUGGAAUACGGACGUAAUCAGGACUUCAUGAACGUCUACUUCCAGAUCCGGUCCAACCAGCUCGAUCGCUCCAUCAAAGGCCUCAAGGAGCAUUUCCGCAAGAACAGCGCCUCCUCCGGUGUCCUCUACUCGCCUGCCGUCCAAACCAAGCGCAAGGACACGCCAACUAAAAAGGCCCCGAAGAGACCAGGGACCAUUCGCAAGGCUCAGAACCUUCUGAAACAGUACUCACAGCAUGGGCUGGAUGGGAAAAAGGGGGGUUCUAACCUCACUCCUUUGGAAGGUAAAGCACCUCGUCACGACCCCCGGUGGUUUGACUUGGCCUGUCUCCUUGCUGUCCCGCCCCACCCACCAGGUUACGAUCACGACCUGCGGGUCAAACACCUCUCUGACGCCCUGACCGAGAAGCACGGGGCCGCCACAGGAAAGGAUGAUGUCCUGGAUAUCGAGAUCGACUCUUACAUCCACUGCAUCAGUGCCUUCGUCAAGCUGGCUCAGAGCGAGUAUGUGCUGCUGGCGGAGAUCAUCCCCGAGCACCACCAGAAGAAGACCUUUGACUCCCUCAUUCAGGAGGCGCUGGACAACCUGAUGCUGGAGGGAGAAAACAUUGUGGCUGCAGCUCGCCGGGCCAUAAUGCGCCACGACUACUCAGCCGUCCUCACCAUCUUCCCCAUCCUCAGACACCUGAAGAUGAACAAGUCCGAGUUUGAUACCACGCUGCAGGGCACGGCGGCGAGCACCAAGAACAAGCUGCCCACCCUCAUCACCUCCAUGGAGACGAUCGGAGCCAAAGCUCUGGAGGAGUUUGCAGACAGCAUCAAGAAUGAUCCUGAUAAGGAGUACAACAUGCCCAAGGAUGGAACGGUUCACGAACUGACCAGCAAUGCCAUCCUGUUCCUGCAGCAGCUGCUGGACUUCCACGAGACAGCCGGAGCCAUGCUGGCCUCACAAGUACUGGGGGACACUUACAAUAUACCUUUAGACCCCCGAGAGACGAGUUCGGCCACCAGCUACACCUCCGACUUCAACAAAAGGCUCCUCAGUACUUACAUAUGUAAGGUUUUGGGGAACUUGCAGCUAAACCUGCUCAGUAAAUCCAAAGUGUACGAGGAUUUGGCUCUGAGUGCCAUCUUCCUGCACAACAACUACAACUACAUCCUCAAGUCGCUGGAAAAGUCUGAGCUGAUCCAGCUGGUGACGGUGACUCAGAAGCGAGCAGAGACGUCCUACAAAGAGCUCAUGACUCAGCAGAUCGAAACGUACCAGCGCAGCUGGCUGAAAGUCACCGAGCACCUGACAGAACGGAACAUGCCUGUCAUACAGCCCGGCACCAAGCUGAAAGAUAAAGAGCGACAAGUGAUUAAAGACAAAUUCAAGGGCUUCAAUGACGGUUUGGAGGAGCUGUGUAAGAUCCAGAAGGGCUGGGCCAUCCCGGACAAAGAGCAGAGAGACUUGAUCCGGCGCAAUCAGAAGAAGGUGGUGUCUGAUGCCUACAGAGCCUUCCUGCAGAGAUGUGCCAACAUUUCCUUCACCAAGAACCCCGAGAAGUAUCACAAGUAUCGACCGGAGGAGGUGGAGGAGAUGAUCGAAAAGCUGUUUGACACAUCCGCCUGAGGAGUCUCCUCUUCCCUAUGCGCCUCCCCACCCCAAAGAAACACGGGCUCCUACGCCUGAAGGCCCCCCCUCCUGCCCGCGCUGCUCUCAGCCUUGUAGUGUCUAAACAAUGUUUUGUACAAAGACGUGAACAUACGUAUUUAUGUAAUUUAGCCACUCCAGCUCAACAUUUCAGACAAAUAAAAAGGGAACUCUGACCGAACCUGCGUGCUGGUUUGUUGUGAUGA